AUGGCGAGAAUACUAAUCUCCAGCGGAAGUGAAUGGGAAAAACUUUGCGGAUAUUCUCGUGCAGUUCGUGUUGGGGACCUUGUUGAGGUCUCAGGGACGGUUGCAGUCAACGAGCAGAACGAAGUUGUUGGUCAGGACUGCUAUACGCAGACUAAAUUCAUUUUAGAGAAAAUUUCAAAGGCAUUGGAAGAAGCUGGCAGUUGCAUGAACGACGUUAUCAGAACCAGGAUGUACACUACCGAUAUUUCAAAAUUUGAAACUAUUUCGAAGGCUCAUGCAGAAGUUUUUCGAGUAAUCAGGCCAGCGUGCACCUUGGUCGAAGUAAACAAGCUUGUACGAAAAGAAUUUCUCAUGGAAAUUGAAGUUACAGCGGUUAUUUGUAAACUUGAUUCUAAAAAAUGA
Messenger RNA from Folsomia candida, 402 nucleotides. RefSeq lists its product as uncharacterized. The transcript has a single exon. The record is from RefSeq and is a predicted model, not a curated record. Bases 1 to 402 code for a protein of 133 amino acids. Lineage: Eukaryota; Metazoa; Arthropoda; Collembola; Entomobryomorpha; Isotomidae.